Messenger RNA from Neocloeon triangulifer, 1050 nucleotides. Its product is annotated as nucleolar protein 16. Gene Ontology annotation, biological process: ribosomal large subunit biogenesis. The transcript is spliced from 4 exons. NCBI's taxonomy places the organism in Eukaryota, Metazoa, Arthropoda, Insecta, Ephemeroptera, Baetidae. Gene Ontology annotation, cellular component: nucleolus. The coding region runs from base 153 to 743 and encodes 196 amino acids. The record is from RefSeq and is a predicted model, not a curated record.
UGUCGUGUUACAGUACACAAAUGAAGCACAACACAAACACGUGUUUUAUGUGACUGAAUUCACUGAAUCUUUUAAUUCGAAUUUUGAAGCUCGGUUUCGUCGCUUAAUUUCUCUUUAAAUUAGGACUUCUCUCAUUUUUUAUAUUAAAAGACAUGCCGAAAGUCAGGAAAGUAGCACGGAGGAAGAAGUUCCGUCACGUUGUGAACAGGAAAAAGGUGAACAAAAGGAAGAAGAGGAUGCCUGCCAUUUCAUGCACUGCUAUCAAAGAAGUGUGGGACGACAAAAGUUCUGCGAACGUCAACAUGAACCAAAUGGGUCUAUCGACAGAUCCAAAUGUUACCCUAGGCGUUCCAAGGGCUAAGGAAGCACUUGCCUCUGUCAGGUUGAUGAAAGAGACAAAAAAAAGUUUGAAACAGAAGGAAACCCCCAAGAUUGAAGAAUUUCCAAAAUUGGCUGUGGCGGAGCAAUUAGAAAGAGAAUCUAAAGAAAGGAAGAGAAAGUCUCUACGCCUGUCCACCAUGCAAGUGGACAAACUAGCUUACUUCAUUGAGAAAUUUGGAAAUGACUAUAAGGCAAUGACGAGAGACAGAAUGAACUUUGAUCAACACACUUGGAAACAACUGAGAGCCCAAAUAAAAAAAUUUAUGGAGUGCAAGGAGCAGUGGGACGAGUAUUGGAAAUCAAGAGAUAUGGAUCCACCGGACAGGAGCAUUGUAGUGGAAGAAAUGGAAGAUUCCGACUAACUAUCAUUAAGGUUUUGAUGUAAUGCUUUUUAAUUAAAACUCCUAAAUCAAAUUUUCAAAUUUGUCUUGUUUAAUAUUUAUUUUGCAAUUAUGCUCAGAAGCGUUAAAUUGGCAAAACAUUUCAAAUCAUAUUUUUCUUGCACAUAGUUGGUUUUGUGGAAUGGCAAACUUGGUAGCAAGUGUGCAAAUGAUUAAAUUGAAAAAUACUUGCUAGGGCACUUAAAAUUUAAACUCAAGUCUUCCUUAAAAUAAAUACAAGGUACAUACAAAUUUGACAUUAUAAACUCAAAAUGCUUGUUGAAAUUUU